Molecule: messenger RNA, 1339 nt
Organism: Chaetomium strumarium
Lineage: Eukaryota; Fungi; Ascomycota; Sordariomycetes; Sordariales; Chaetomiaceae
Exons: 3
Source: RefSeq, a predicted model, not a curated record
UCCACCGAGCACAUAAAAUCCAUCCCAUCCCAACGCUUACUCAACUCGCGCUUGGUUUUACAAACCGCCUCCUUAGCUUCUGAGUUACCAUCUUGUAGUUCCGAGAUAUCGGCCAACAUGGACGUAAACCUGGUGGAGCUCAUCGGGACCCUUGAGAAGAACGAGAAACGACUGAAAGAAAUAACAAAUCCGCUGCACUGGGUCGAGCACAACUACACCGGUCGCCUUGGUCCCUACGUCCUUGAAUUCGUCUUCGAGAUUGCGAUGCGGCUCGAAGGAUGCCUUAACGACCUGCGAGACGCCCUGAAGGCCAAAGAUCCGUUCCGCCUAAAGACCAAACUUGACAUUGUAAUGUCCAAGCUCGACCACGUCGUUGCCAAGGUGAACAAAACCGACGAACAGGUCGACCAAGUCGCUGCCAAGGGGGACAAGACCGGCGAACAGGUCGCCCUUGACGAAAGUGAUGACCGCCUGGCUGACGUCCAACGCGAUGUGUCUCGGAUCAAGCGUAGUGUUACCGACCUGGCGGCUCCAGCCGUUCCGCCUGGAAUGUUUGAUGAGAUUCGGCGUGGUUUUGAUGAGCUGAAGAAGCUCGCAGACAGGCAAAACCGGGGCCAGGCCACUGCCUUGAAGCAGGAGCUAGAAGAGACGGCCAAGAAGUUGCACGAAACUGAAGCUGAGAACAAGGCACUGCAAGCCAAGGUCGUCGCGCUGAAGGCAAAAGUCGACAACCCGGAUUUCUCUACGCCUUCCGGCACCCAGCCCGUUACCAGCUCCGACGUUGCCGGCCGGGAGCGCAAGAGGAAGAGGAACAACGACGACGAAGACGACGGCACUGCUGGUCAAUCUGAUCACAUGCAAACAAACUUGGUUGAGGUCCAGAAGAAGGCGUUGAACAGAUCGACUGAGAUCGGUCAUCUUAUGCGCACAGUACUCGAACGGAUCGUCCCGCGUGAGGACCUAGAGUAUUGGGACCCUCGCAAGGUGCUUAAGACCAUCUUCAAGCUCGUAUCGACCAAGACCAACCUCCUCAGGGUCCUAAGAUUCAUGGACGAGUGCCAAACCGAGGAUUGCACUGCUUGAGAUGCAUGGUCAGGGGAGAAGACGACACGGCGGUGGCGUAUGAAAUUGGCUAUGAGAUUGACCAUCGUUGCUCCGGAACCCUCUACCUUGGCCGAAAAAACACGGGCAGGGGCCCAGGCAGCCGGUACUAUGAGGCUUAUUACUUCGAUUGAACGGAGGACUUCAUGCACAAUCGGCCGUCUUUGAACCCCUGGCUAUAUAGUCUGGGCACCGACGGCAAUCAAUGGAGUGUGUUAAGGGGAAGGGCAUAGGGAUU